AUGGGUCAAAACCAGUCUGGAAUGGGAGGUGGCGGUCCCGGGGAUGGCAGGGACGAGAAGGACAAGAAGAAGGACAAGCCAAAGUACGAACCUCCGCCGCGGCCGACAACUCGUGUUGGGCGUAAGAAGAGAAAGGCCGGUGGCACCAGCGCGGCGGCCAAGCUCCCUGCAGUAUUCCCGACGAGCAGAUGCAAGCUACGGCUUCUCCGUAUGCAGCGUAUUCAUGACCACCUAUUGCUCGAGGAGGAAUAUGUCGAGAACCAGGAACGCCUGCGCAAGGCCAAGGCAGCCAAGGACAACAAUGCACCGGCCUCUGAUCUGGAUGCUGGCAGCGACCGGCUGGCCGAUGAGCGAGGUCGUGUCGACGACAUGCGUGGCAGCCCGAUGAGUGUCGGCACGCUGGAGGAAAUGAUUGACGACGACCAUGCCAUCGUGUCCAGUACGACUGGCCCGGAGUAUUACGUCAGCAUCAUGAGUUUUGUGGACAAGGACCUGCUGGAGCCCGGAGCCAGUGUUCUGCUGCACCACAAGAGCGUCAGCAUUGUGGGUGUUCUGACGGACGACACGGACCCAUCGGUCAGCGUGAUGAAGCUGGACAAGGCGCCUAUAGAGUCGUACGCAGACAUUGGAGGACUCGAAGCCCAGAUACAAGAGGUCCGCGAAUCUGUGGAGCUGCCUUUGUUGCACCCAGAGCUGUACGAGGAGAUGGGCAUCAAGCCUCCCAAGGGCGUCAUUCUCUACGGCGCACCUGGUACUGGCAAGACGCUGCUGGCCAAGGCCGUCGCCAAUCAAACAUCGGCCACAUUCCUGCGCAUCGUGGGCAGCGAGCUGAUCCAGAAGUACCUGGGCGAUGGCCCACGUCUCGUCCGGCAGCUCUUCCAGGUCGCUGCGGAAAAUGCGCCUUCGAUCGUGUUCAUUGACGAGAUUGACGCCAUCGGCACGAAGCGGUACGAAUCGACAUCGGGAGGUGAGCGCGAGGUGCAGCGGACGAUGCUGGAGCUCCUGAACCAGCUGGACGGCUUCGACGACCGUGGCGACGUGAAGGUGAUCAUGGCGACAAACAAGAUCGAAUCACUUGAUCCGGCCUUGAUCCGGCCGGGACGUAUCGACCGGAAGAUCUUGUUCGAGAACCCGGACCAGAACACAAAGCGCAAGAUCUUCACGUUACACACGUCCAAGAUGUCUCUGAGCGAGGGCGUGGACCUAGAGGAGUUCAUCGCGCAGAAGGACGAUCUGUCUGGUGCCGACAUCAAGGCGAUUUGCUCCGAGGCUGGUCUCAUGGCUCUGCGGGAGCGGAGAAUGCGCGUUCAGAUGGCCGACUUCCGGGCUGCUCGGGAACGUGUUCUUCGCACGAAGCAAGAGGGUGAGCCGGAGGGCCUGUAUUUGUAG
Grosmannia clavigera kw1407 is the source of this 1389-nucleotide messenger RNA. RefSeq names its product proteasome regulatory particle subunit. Gene Ontology annotation, biological process: proteasome-mediated ubiquitin-dependent protein catabolic process. The coding region runs from base 1 to 1389 and encodes 462 amino acids. Gene Ontology annotation, cellular component: proteasome regulatory particle, base subcomplex. Lineage: Eukaryota; Fungi; Ascomycota; Sordariomycetes; Ophiostomatales; Ophiostomataceae. The record is from RefSeq and is a predicted model, not a curated record. Gene Ontology annotation, molecular function: ATP hydrolysis activity; ATP binding; proteasome-activating activity. The transcript is spliced from 4 exons.